CCACCGUAUAAAAUUUAUACGCUUGAGAAAUAGCGUUGUAUCAAAUCCGUUUAGCACUAUCCACCGGUUAAAAUUUGCCUAUCCAGCGUGUAAAUUUAAACGGUCCCUUGAGACCGUUUAAGUCACUAUCCGGAGGAUAAAGUUUAAAUUCGUUGUCAAUUAAAAAAAAAACAUCUAAAAUGGCAUUGUACAGAUUACCUGGAAUCCAUUUUUAUGCACUUCCACGAGUAAAUAGAAGAGCGGACAGAGUUUUUAGACGUGAAAUUGACAACAUUUUACAAUAUUAUGAUGAUGAGCUGCGAAAACGAUACCGUUUCGGUAGGCAAACCAUCGUCUACAUAACCAAUCUUGUACGAGACGAAAUCAGUCCUGCAACUAAUCGUACUCACGCUGUUUCGGCCACCCACCAAGUUUUAAUAACACUUCGGUUUCUUGCAUCUGGCAGCUUCCAACAAGUGACCGGAGAUACUCUUGCAAGCUUGGAUAAGGCCACUGUUUGUCGAAUAAUACGUCGUGUUACUGUUGCUCUAUGUCGUAAGAUUAACCAAUUCAUUAAAUUCCCUCAAUCACAAGAAGAUCGUGACAUCGUGAAGCAAGGUUUUUACGAGAUUGCAAACUUUCCGUGUGUAAUCGGCUGUGUUGACGGCACACACAUUAAAAUCCAGGCGCCUUCAGAAAACGAGCCAGAUUUCGUAAAUCGAAAGAGGGUCCACAGUAUAAACGUACAAGGAAUCUGCGACCAUAAAGGGAAAUUUACCAAUAUUGUCGCCAAAUGGCCUGGGUCAACUCAUGAUAGCCACAUUUUUAGAACAUCAUCUAUUGGCCGCAAUUUAGAAGGGACCAAUUUUGAAAAUGGUGUUCUCUUAGGUGAUAGUGGCUAUGCCUGUAUGCCUUAUUUAAUGACCCCAUACCCAGAACCACAGACACAGCCCCAGCGAUGAUUUAAUCGAGCACACAGGGUCACAAGGUGUAUUAUUGAGAG
This is a messenger RNA of Dendronephthya gigantea, 982 nucleotides long. Its product is annotated as putative nuclease HARBI1. The record is from RefSeq and is a predicted model, not a curated record. The transcript is spliced from 2 exons. Bases 180 to 941 code for a protein of 253 amino acids. Lineage: Eukaryota; Metazoa; Cnidaria; Anthozoa; Malacalcyonacea; Nephtheidae.